CUUGCUCUGGGAGGAUAGGAUGACCAGUGUUCUGAGGACCUAAGAUCAAAAGAAUCCCCUUGGCUUGGGGGUUGGACCUCUAUUGGCUCACCUGCAAAAUCUUCUGGGGCUGUACUGCUCGGCCCGCGCUUCUGUUAGCUACAUCUUGGGUGUCCAUACUGACAGAAGAACACUUUGCCAGGAGAAUGUUUUUUCUUGCUGAGGCACAGCUGUCAGGGAGGUGGCCAGUCUGUGUAGCUUUCUCAAGCACUUGGUCUUCAGAACUCAGUACCUUUAUCAGGUGGAGUUCCUAGAACAGUCUCUUAGCUUCACCUGCCUCCCUGUCUGCUGCAGUGGAGUUUCUCAGAGAUUCUGAUUGUCAUCUGCCUGUGGUGCUAGAAAGAAAGACGAAGCAAGUGAAGAAGUGGACCACACGAGUGAAGCUUUAGCGCACGUCUUCCCAGUCGACGCCAGGCGAUGGUUUGGGCUGCUUCUGGUCCCCGUCAUCGGUGUCCUGUGAGGCAGUCUUCCCUGUCAGCGUCUGAUCCUCCUGUUGUGGACUAGCCCUGGUGUCUUCGGGCAGAGGAACCGGACAUACGUCCUUGUUUUCUGAGCAAAGAGCUAGUGGACAAAGGCCCACCUGACUGGAGUGACAGAAGGAAGACGGCCGGGGCGCCAUGAGGUGAGCGCGCGCCGGCGCCCAGAGCCCCGGAGAGCGGUGUGCGGGCUGCGGGAGCGGGAGCGGCCCCGCGCAUCUGGCCACGCACGUCCCCGGCAUGAGGCCGGGCAGCAUGGGUUCGCCGCCGCGGGACCGCUGACCCCCGCCCGCUGGGACCAUGAAGGAGGUGGAGUACUGGUCCCCCAAGAAGGUGGCAAACUGGCUGCUGGAGCACGCCAUGCCCGAGUACUGUGAGCCCCUGGAGCACUUCACGGGCCGGGACCUGAUCGGCCUGACCCGGGAGGACUUCGCGCGGCCGCCCCUGUGCCGCGUGUCGGCCGACAGCGGGCAGCGGCUCCUGGACAUGAUCGAGACCCUGAAGGUGGAACAGCACAUGGAGGCGCACAAGAACGGCCACGCCAACGGGCACCUGGGUGCAGGUGUGGCCGGCCCCGGCCCCGCCGCCGGCUUUGGCCUGCAGGCCAAGCCCAACGGGGUGCCCAACGGCUAUAGGAAGGAGAUGAUCAAGAUCCCCAUGCCGGAGCCCGAGCGCUCCCAGUACCCCAUGGAGUGGGGCAAGACGUGCCUGGCCUUCCUGUAUGCUCUGUCCUGCUUCGUCCUCACCACAGUGAUGAUCUCGGUCGUCCACGAGCGAGUGCCUCCCAAGGAGGUGCAGCCCCCGCUGCCGGACACGUUCUUUGACCAUUUUAACCGGGUGCAGUGGGCCUUUUCUAUCUGUGAAAUUAACGGCAUGAUCCUCGUAGGACUCUGGUUAAUUCAGUGGCUGCUCUUAAAAUACAAGUCCAUCAUCAGCAGGAGGUUCUUCUGCAUAGUCGGCACGCUCUACCUUUACCGUUGUAUCACGAUGUACGUGACCACCCUCCCGGUGCCCGGCAUGCAUUUCAACUGCUCUCCGAAGCUUUUUGGAGACUGGGAAGCCCAGCUGCGGAGAAUAAUGAAGCUCAUCGCUGGCGGCGGCCUGUCCAUCACUGGCUCUCACAACAUGUGCGGGGACUAUCUGUACAGCGGUCACACGGUCAUGCUCACACUCACCUACUUAUUUAUCAAAGAGUAUUCCCCUCGACGAUUCUGGUGGUACCACUGGAUCUGCUGGCUGCUCAGCGUGGUUGGGAUCUUCUGCAUCCUCUUGGCGCACGACCACUACACUGUGGACGUGGUGGUGGCCUACUACAUCACCACGAGACUCUUCUGGUGGUACCACACGAUGGCCAACCAGCAAGUGCUAAAAGAAGCUUCCCAGAUGAACCUCCUGGCUAGGGUGUGGUGGUACAGGCCGUUUCAGUACUUCGAAAAGAAUGUCCAAGGAAUCGUACCUCGCUCUUACCAUUGGCCCUUCCCCUGGCCAGUCGUCCACCUCAGCAGACAAGUGAAAUACAGCCGCUUGGUGAACGACACAUAACGGCCGCUCAAGGCCCUGGAGUGUGGAGCUGUCCGAAGUGCUAAGAACUCCGUGAGAGAAGAUGCCAUAAACAAACACCUCCCUAAUCCUGUUCUCUUUCAAAAGUUACCUUGACUUAACCUAUUGAGUUACCUGGUCAGCACUGUGAUCUUUUUUUCUCUCCAAAGGACCUGCGUUGGACAACAAUAAAGAGAAUUUAACCUAUCAUGCACUGUACACAUUUUCCUGUUCAUAAGUUUGGGAUUUCCAUAACCUGCGACCACCCUGUUCCUUUGUAUAUGAUGCAACAGCAUAAAUGUAAGCUUUUAUAUCAUCAGUUCUGGUCUUUCCAGGCACAUCUGGAAAUAAAGCGUAUUAUUUUCUUGGGAAAACAUACUUUUCAUAUCUCUUGCCCCAAAGAUUGGGCUGUAAGCCAUUUUCUAGCAAAUGUCUCUAUGAAGGUUUCUGAGUACCUGAAUGGGGUUCAAUUCUGAAAUCUUUCUACCUGUUGCACCGAUAUUCAAAUAAAAAUGACAGACACAGAAAGGUUCGGUAACUUUGGGUUUUGUAAAAAUCAGCAGAGAGUGUGUCAAAAAGUGCAAAAAAAAAAAAAGAUUCUGUUAUAAAGUGAUUUUCUAAGUAUUUCCUAACUUUAUUUUUCAAAAUAAUGUUAUGAAAACCAAAUUUAAAGAUUUUUACAUGUCGGAGAGAAGAGAGUUAAAAUUUAAAAAUGCUUCUUGGGAGAGAAAUUUGUCUAUGUUUCUAGUGCCUUUCUUGUCUUGAUUGUAUGGUCAGUAGGCAAUCUUAAAUGUUUUUAUUUAAAAUAAAAUAUUCCAUGGAAAUAUAAAUGUAUGUAUACACUACUAAAUUUUGCAUUUAUAGCUAAAUUAAAUCAGAAGACUGCUUAUGGUUUUUAAAUCGCUAUGAAUUAAAGAAAGGGGGAGUUAAUCAGAAAGUCAGAACCUGUUCCCAUAUUGUGAGCAGGUAGCAAUGACAUGUACCACUUAAAUUAUUUUAUCACCUAUUUGGUAGUUCGAUUUUAACUAUACAGUGAAAACAGCCAUGAAUACUUUGUUUUUAAAAAGAGAGUUUUGAAAAAUGAUCACUUAACUAAACAACGUGAAAGCUCUAAAUUAGUUAUCCAUACUCUCACGACAAUUUUGUUGGUGAACAACAAAACAGAGAUCUAUUUCUUUAAAAUAUAUUUGUGCAGAAACUGCAUGUAACUCUAAGUUUUACUCCUAACAUGAGUAUGUUUGGGGAAGUAUUCUCUUCUAUACUUGCCAAUGUGGAGAACAAAAUAGUUUUUUAAGAAUGAAGAAGUAUAUAUAUCCAUUCUGUAUUUUAUGCAGCAGAAUUAUCUUCCAUAGGGUUUUUUUGUGUAUUCACAAGGUGAUAUUUGUAUUGUAAAACAAUAAUGGUGAAGGAAAUAAAAAGGCUUUUAAAAUUUUGUUUGUUUUAAAUAUUUGUAAAGUUACUAUUCCAGAGAGUAUACUGAUAUCUUAACAGCUUACCUAGAUCAUAAAUUAAUCAAAAUGCACUUUUUAAUAAAACCUGAUACUUAAAAUAAA
Leptonychotes weddellii (Weddell seal) is the source of this 3607-nucleotide messenger RNA. NCBI's taxonomy places the organism in Eukaryota, Metazoa, Chordata, Mammalia, Carnivora, Phocidae. The record is from RefSeq and is a predicted model, not a curated record.